AUGACUCUUAGACAACGUCGAAAACCUAUUAUACCUGUUGAAAUAGUUCGUGAUUUAGAUGCAUUUGUUAAAGUUGAGAACGAUUUUAAACAACCUACAACAACAGGAGGAACAAUUUCGAUUAUUACUUUUAUUGUUGUAAUUUGCUUAAGUGUUAUACAUAUUGCUACAUUUCAAAGUAAUACACUUAGAUAUGAUUAUGAUGUCGAUUGGGAUCAUGAUAGUAAACUUAAAAUUAAUAUUGAUAUAACUAUAGCCAUGAGUUGUUCAUUAAUUGGUUCAGAUGUACUUGAUGUUACAAAUACAAAUCCAUUGGAAAGUGGAAAAUUAGAAGAAGAAGAAACAUGGUUUGAAUUAUCUCCUCGACAACAAAAAGCUUUUAAUCGUCUACAAACAGGUUAUAAAUUAAUACGACAACAAUAUCAUGCUAUUCAUGAUUUACUUUGGUUAAGUGGUCAUACUAUUGAACAAUUACCUGAAAGAGAAAUAAAAUUAGAGCGAAAACCGGAUGCAUGUCGACUUCAUGGUACAUUAGAAGUUAAUAAACUUGCAGGCAAUUUUCAUAUUAUUCUUGGAAAAUCAUUUUCAUUUUUUGGUGCACAUGCGCAUAUAAGUCCAAUGGGUGUACAGGCUUUGAAUUUUUCUCAUCGUAUUGAUCAUCUUUCAUUUGGUUUGCCAACACCUGGUCUUAUUCAACCAUUAAAUGGUGAUUUAAAAAUAGCAAAUACUGGUUCACAAAUAUAUCAAUAUUUUCUCGAAGUUGUACCAACUGAUGUUCAAACAAGUUAUUCAAAUGUUGAAACAUAUCAAUAUGCAGUGACAGAAAAGACAAGAACUAUCGAUCAUAAUAGUGGUAGUCAUGGUAUACCAGGCAUAUUUAUUCGAUAUGAAAUAAGUCCUUUAAAAAUAACUGUUAAAGAAAUUCUUCGAUCAUAUUGGUUAUUAUUAAUUGAAAUUGGUAGUAUUUUUGGUGGUGUCUUUGCUACAUCAGGAAUGAUUCAUAGUUUAAUUAGUAUAGUUUAUGAUACAUUAUCUAAACAAUGUUCGAAUAUUCAAUUAAGAAAUGAUAUUAAAAAAAGAUUAAUCAAUGAAGACCAAACAUCAACAGUUGCUAUUGGUAUAACACCUGAAUCAUCAUCCGUGAUGUGA
This is a messenger RNA of Rotaria sordida, 1149 nucleotides long. The record is from the annotation of a GenBank genome assembly. NCBI's taxonomy places the organism in Eukaryota, Metazoa, Rotifera, Eurotatoria, Philodinida, Philodinidae.